AUUGAACAAAAGUACUUACAAGUAUAGUUAAUUUUGUAUCUUUCGAUCCAAAUCUAUCCUAAUUGUAUUCGAUUAAUCAUAAUUAUUACUAAUUGUUCAUUGAUCUCCUUAAAUUGCUCAUUGUUUCAUUGAAUAAAAUUAACUUUUAAUCACUUUUCCAAUUUGGAUCCUCUUUGUAAUUGUUUCUCCAAAUCCGAUUUCCGGGAUCACAUUAGUUAGUUAAAUCUGUAAAUGAUAAGAUAUACAAAGAUUAAAUUAAUAAUUCUACAAGAUAUUGUCGUUCAAGUUUGAUUGUCAAACUAAAAUGACAAUUUGAUGACAAUUAACAAAAAGUCUCAAAGUGUUACAAUAACAGUAAAACGAUAAUUAAAUGUGAAGAUACAAGUUGAAUGUAUUUUCUGUAAUUUCCUUAAUAAUUGUCAUUAAUUAAACUAAUUCAAUUAAGAUUAUUGACAUUUGGAUUAUGAUCUAUCAUUAGUUUGUCAGGUUUUUGAUUAACAGUUUCAAUCAACAAAAGGAUUGUAAUCACAAUAAUAACAAUGAAUGACUCUAAAUAUCAAUUAAUGGCUCAAUUAUGUAUUGAAAAGUAUCAAAGUUUAAAUAAAACAGGUAAACCUUUGGACAAUCAAUGGACAACAUUGUGCGGAUUAAUUUGUGAACAAUCAGAUAGUUUUAAAUUAAUUUGUUUAACAACAGGAACCAAAUGUGUAACUGGAAGUCCAUCUAAACUGACCAAUGUCCUAAUUGAUUGUCACGCUGAAGUUUUAGCUAAACGAGCCUUCAAACAACAUUUAAUGGGACUAAUUGAAAAGUCUAACGGUCAUCUAAAUCAUCUGGACAAUUUAAAUUGGCAUCUCUUCAUCUCGCAACUUCCAUGUAGAGGAUUUUCAUCAACUUCCACUUCCUCCAUCGAUAAACCGUUAAUUGCAAUCCGUUUUUUCAUUUCCGCAGGUUGUAAUCAAGGGAUAUCUCGUAAACCAGGUAGAGGUGAACCUUGUUUGGACGCUUCUUGUAUCGAUAAAAUUUUAAAAUGGACUCAUCUUGGUCUUCAAGGAAAACGAUUAAUAUCAUUAACUAGGAAGCCAAUUAGAUUGAAAUCUUUAAUCAUUGGUAAUUGUGUUGAAACCAAAGAGUUUGAUCGAGAAAAAGUUGAUAAAGCUUUGGCAAUUAAUAUCGAUCCAGAGAGCGAAUUACAAUUAGAUCCAAUCUUUGCAAUUAACGACAAUCAAUGGCCUGAUAUUCAUUUCGUUGAGACAAUUAAAUGUUCACCAUUUAUACGAUUUAAUCAUUUGCAAGCUUGUCCUUCAGCGAUUGUCUGUUGGGAUGAAAAUGGAGAUAAAUGUGAGAUUAUCGUGGAAGGAUUAAAACAAGGUGUUAACAAGAAGAGAGCGGCUUCUAAUCCAUCAAGGAUUAGCCGGUUGGGUUUAGAGAAUCGGUUUAAUCAGCUGAUUGAAAAGAUUUGUGAUUUAAAAUUUUCUGAGUGGAAACUAUGA
Messenger RNA from Panonychus citri (citrus red mite), 1493 nucleotides. RefSeq names its product tRNA-specific adenosine deaminase 1-like (gene Adat1). The transcript is spliced from 4 exons. NCBI's taxonomy places the organism in Eukaryota, Metazoa, Arthropoda, Arachnida, Trombidiformes, Tetranychidae. Gene Ontology annotation, biological process: RNA processing; adenosine to inosine editing. The record is from RefSeq and is a predicted model, not a curated record. Bases 540 to 1493 code for a protein of 317 amino acids. Gene Ontology annotation, molecular function: tRNA-specific adenosine deaminase activity; double-stranded RNA binding; double-stranded RNA adenosine deaminase activity. Gene Ontology annotation, cellular component: cytoplasm; nucleolus.